AUGCUCUUCUCCGUCUCCCGAGCUUCCAGCCGCCAGGCCGUCGCCGCAGUCUCCCGACUUGCUGGCCGCAACUCCGUUCAGAUGAGGACAUUCCUCAACCCCACGGUCUCGCGAAGAGCCGACUUCGUCCAAGAACUUUACCUGAAAGAGCUCAAGGCCUACAAGGCACCAGCACUCAAGGCCAACGACGCCGAGGGCCAGGUCCUGACCUUCAACCAGCCCAAGACCCCCAAGUCCCCCGAGGAGACCGACCUCGCCUCCUCGCUGCAGGAGUAUGAGAACAUGGCCGUCGAGGUCGAGGGCCAGGAGCCCGCCAGCGCCGGCAAGCCCGCCGCCGCCGUCGAGGACUGGCUGGUCGAGGAGGAUGAGGAGGAGCACGCCCACGGCCACUAG
Molecule: messenger RNA, 393 nt
Organism: Diaporthe citri
Lineage: Eukaryota; Fungi; Ascomycota; Sordariomycetes; Diaporthales; Diaporthaceae
Exons: 3
Coding region: 1-393 (130 amino acids)
Biological process (GO): proton motive force-driven ATP synthesis
Source: RefSeq, a predicted model, not a curated record